CCCCCGGAGGGACCCCCGGCCCGGCCGCUGAGCCCCACGCGGCUGCAGCCGCUGCUGCCCCCCGAGGCUCGCCGGGUGCCCGAGUUCCAGGAGGUCGCCCGCGUUCUGGCGGAGAUGCCGCGGCCGCUCAAGCGCCGGGGCUCCAUGGAGCAGAGCCCCGGGCCCGCCGCCGCCCCGGCGCGCACCCGCCACUACCGGCAGCUGAUCCCGCGCCUGCUGCACCGGCCCGGCACGGCGGCAGCACCGGGGGAUGGCGGCGCGGAGGUGGCGCUGCCUUUGUC
This is a messenger RNA of Onychostruthus taczanowskii (white-rumped snowfinch), 281 nucleotides long. Its product is annotated as relA-associated inhibitor-like. The record is from RefSeq and is a predicted model, not a curated record. The transcript has a single exon. Gene Ontology annotation, molecular function: transcription factor binding. Lineage: Eukaryota; Metazoa; Chordata; Aves; Passeriformes; Passeridae. The annotation marks the transcript as partial. Gene Ontology annotation, biological process: positive regulation of cell differentiation; regulation of transcription by RNA polymerase II.